GCGACGAGGCGAAGAGAGCUAAGCGGAGAUAAAACGAGGAUGAGUGAGAGGCCUUGCAAAGUGCAGGGGUGAGGUAUGAGGUUGCAAACCAGCUGAGAAACUAGAAAACCUGCUGCUUUCAAUGUAAACACACAGUAACCAUGCCAACCCCGCUGCCGACCUGGCACAAGAGGACCCGGACCACAGCCGGACACACGUUCCUGCGCUUAUUCUUCUUUGUUAUCUUCAACCUCCAGGUAACAGGAUCAGUGCUUGAAAGUCUGAUAGCGAAACGGACCAAAUACUUGGAGAACUGCAACAGCACUCUGGCAACAAGCGCAUUCUCAGAAACUGGAGUCUUCUGUAAAGGAAUGUUCGACAGAUUUGUGUGUUGGCCCCAUUCAUCUCCUGGGAACGUGUCCGUCCCCUGUCCGUCGUACUUACCGUGGAUUAGUGAGGACGACUCCAGGAGAGCACAUCGAGAAUGUUUAGAAAACGGGAGAUGGCGACGGAGGGAGAAUUCCUCCGAGCCUUGGAGGGAUGAAUCAGAAUGUAAAGAAGACCAUUACUUCAAAGACAAAGAGGACGAAAUGCUUCGCCAGACAUCCCUCAGGCUCAUCUCUGUCAUUGGCUAUUCCCUGUCCCUGUCCUCUCUCACACUGGCAACUCUCCUGAUGGGCAUGUUGAGGAAGCUCCACUGUACCAGGAACUACAUUCACAUGAAUCUGUUUGUGUCGUUCAUCCUGAGAGCCACGGCUGUCAUCUCCAAGGAAAUCGUAUUAUACGUCAUGUAUUCCAAGCUACCCAAGGACGACCCUGGAUGGAACUCCUACUCGAGCUCUGCGAUAGCGUUGAUGUGUAAAUUCUCCAAAGUGUGCAUGGAGUACUUUGUGGCCUGUAACUACUUCUGGCUCUUGGUGGAGGCCAUUUUCCUCCACAUGCUGCUCUUCACAGCUGUGCUGACCAAGAGACGUCUGCUGAAGAAAUACAUGCUGCUAGGAUGGGGAACACCUAUUUUGUUUGUAACACCAUGGACAGUGGUCAAGAUUGUAUAUGAAAACACAGAAUGCUGGUCGAUUGUGAACAGAUGGUUCUGGUGGAUAAUAAGGGGACCGAUUACUUUAUCGGUGCUGGUCAUUUUCUUCAUAUUCAUCAAGAUUCUGAUGCUGCUGUUGUCCAAGCUGAAAGCAGAUCAGGUGAAGUUUACAGACUACAGAUACAGCCUGGCCAGAGCAACACUGGUACUGAUUCCUCUGUUGGGAAUCCAUGAAGUGGUCUUCACUGUGCUGAUAGAUGAAUGUAUAGAGGGCAGCAGUCGCUACGCCAGGAACUUCAUCAACCUCACCCUCAGCUCCUUUCAGGGAUUCUUGGUUGCUGUGCUGUACUGUUUUGCUAAUGGAGAGGUCCAAGCUGAACUGAAGAAGCGCUGGCAGCUUUUCCUGUUCACCAACCACUUCCAGCUCACGAGCUGUUUUCGGAGUGUGCCCCUCAAGCACCUGUGGAAGUGCACUCGAGGGCGCCGUCCACCGCGCUCUCAGCAGAGUGACUCCUAUGACGAGGGUGGCCCUUCCAGAACACAUCCGCACCUGCUUCAGGUGGCUGUACAUGGAGGAGAUGUAGGACUUGGAUUUGGAGAAGUUAGAAGUCAGGGACUGAGGGGCUGUGACACAACAGGGCUUGAAUUUCUCACCAGGAAGAGCCUGUCCAGUAGUGAUGGAGAGAUGACGCUCGGGGAGACCAUGGAGGAAAUUCUGGAGGAAAGCGAGUUCUGAUCCCCUUUAGCUUGUUGACUACUUUUAUCACCUGAGAUGGAUGGGUUAUUGACGAGCUGCCCCAUUUUUGUAUCAGUUGGUUUGUGAUAAUUUGAUUAAUUGCAAAUUU
Sebastes umbrosus (honeycomb rockfish) is the source of this 1860-nucleotide messenger RNA. Its product is annotated as glucagon-like peptide 2 receptor. Bases 141 to 1751 code for a protein of 536 amino acids. Gene Ontology annotation, cellular component: plasma membrane. NCBI's taxonomy places the organism in Eukaryota, Metazoa, Chordata, Actinopteri, Perciformes, Sebastidae. Gene Ontology annotation, molecular function: peptide hormone binding; glucagon receptor activity. The record is from RefSeq and is a predicted model, not a curated record. Gene Ontology annotation, biological process: cell surface receptor signaling pathway; adenylate cyclase-modulating G protein-coupled receptor signaling pathway. The transcript is spliced from 13 exons.